UUUAUUUUUUUGAGCAGUGUAUAUGGAGACUUAAUACAAGCAUGCUGAAUGAUCCAGCAUUCAAGGAAUCAAUAAAGACAGAAUUGAACAUCUAUCUGGAGAAUAAUGAUAAUGGGGAAGUAUCUCCUGCUAUAUUGUGGGAUGCAGCUAUGGAGGUUAUUAGAGGGAAGAUCAUAGCCACAUCUCUCAAGAAAAAGAUUCAAGCACAGAAACUGCUGAAAUUACAGGAAACGCUAAGAAACUUAGAACGAUCUCAUAGUCAAUACAAAGACCCUCUUAUAUUACGAGAGAUUCAAAAGGUAAAACAGGAGAUUGACCAGAUUUAUAGAUAAGAAUUAGAGAAAUAACGAUAUUAUGAAGCAGGCUCAAAGGCAACCAAAUUACUAGCAUGGAGACUCAGGAAACAACAAGCACAGAAUACCAUUUUCAAAAUAAAAGACCCCAAAACAAAAAAGAUCACAUGCAAAUGAGAUGAAAUACAGAAUGCAUUUGAAUCAUAUUACACAAAUCUGUACAAGCAACCAGAGAAGGCAGAUGCACAGACAAUAGAGCACUUUUUGAACUCACUUGAUCUCCCCUCAAUUGGGACAGAGCAAAAUGAUAGAAAUAUCCACCGAAGAAAUGAAUAAAGCAAUAUCUCAACAAAAAGUCAACAAGUCUCCAGGCACUGAUGGCUUCCCUUCAGAAUGGUUCAAGACCUUCAGAGAACAAUUAACACCUCUACUUAAGGCCUGUUUUAACUGGACUCUGAGGGAGGGGGGUCUCCCACCGUCAUGGAGAGAGGCCAUCAUAUCAGUAAUCCCAAAAGAGGGUAAAGAUAAGAAUGCAGUUCAAAUAGACCUAUCGAAAUGCUUAACACAGAUUAUAAACUAUAUGCAUCAAUCAUAGCCAAAAGAAUGGAGAACAUAAUCCCAGAAUUGAUUGAUGGAGAUCAAACUGGUUUCAUACAAAAUAGGCAGACACAGGACAAUAUAAGGAGAACACUACAUGUCAUGGACCGCAUUACUCAGAAUAAGUGCAAUAUUAUUCAGCCUAGAUACAGAAAAAGCAUUUGAUUCAGUGGGAUGGGAUUACCUAUUCCAAGUUAUGGAAAGAUUUGGUUUCAACAAAGUGAUACAGUGCAUCAAAACACUGUAUUCAUGUCCGACCGCUAGAAUAAAGAUAAAUGGACAUUUGACACGAACGCUAAAAUUAGAGCGAGGGGCAAGACAAGGCUGUAAUCUUUCACCCACGCUCUUCUCCUUGUACCUCGAACCAUUAGCUCAGGCAAUAAGACAGGACCCAACUUUAGAGGGAAUAACAAUAAGAUAUGCAUGUAUGCUGAUGACGUUCUGUUAUUCCUUAAAGACCCAGGCUGAAGUGUACCUAGAUUGAUGGAUGUUUUACAAACAUUUGGAACAUAUUCAGGGUAUGUGCUUAAUGCACACAAGACCCAAGCCCUAGUAUAUAAUUAUACCCCACAGGAAGAGCUGAAGAGCAGGAAUAACUUCACCUGGACCUCUUCAUCCAUUAAAUAUCUGUGAGUAAAUUUACCAAAAGAUACACUCAAACUUUAUUGAAUGAAUUACAAUCACAUUAACAAGAAAAUAUAUGAUGACCUAGACCGGUGGAAUUCACUUCCCUUAGAUCUUAGUAGUAGAAUUGAAACAAUCAAAAUGAACAUCCUGCCAAUGUUACUGUAUUUGUAUCCAUUCACUGCCCAUAGAAAUCCCACCUAAACAGUUUAGGGAACAGGAUAAACGGAUAUCAAGGUUUAUCUGGAACCGUAAGAGACCAAGAACUAGAUAUACAACAUUACAGUUACCAAAAAACUGUGGGGGUAUGGCCUUACCAAACCUAAGAUAAUAUUAUGUGUCAGCCCAAUUGAGACCUUGGUGUGUUGGUGCAAUUCAGAAUACGAAUCCAAAUGGAAAGACAUCGAGACUACUCUGACAGGGAUACCCAUACAGUCAGUUUUGGGAAAUAAGGACAUGAUAAAAUAAAUAUACAAUAGACAAAAUCAGUGGAUUAAUUUCUCUCUGAAGACAUGGUUUAGGGUAGUUAUGCAAAAUAAUUUAGACAGAGAGAUCAAACUGCUGAGUUGGCCCGCAUACGACCCCAGCUUCAUCCCUGCAACUCAGGACAGCAGGUUUAAACAAUGGACGCAGAAAGGCAUCACAUCAUUCAGUACAAUUAUAAGGAAUGGGAACCUAGAUAACUUCCAGGACCUAAGUAAAAAACAUGGCUUGGAUAAACAAGAUUUUUACAGAUACCUACAAGUUCGACACUAUUUCUUAAGGGAGAUAAAAGUGACUGACCCUCGAGGACCUAACACAUACAACUUGGGGAGUAACAAAAAAACUAUUUCAAAUCUCUACUUGGGUAUUCAAUCCUCAAAGAAACAUUCUACAAACUAUAUUAAAAAGAAAUGGGAGGAAAUUAACAUUGAAAUAACUGAUGAAACAUGGUUGAACAUAUUAGAGACUCAACAAAGCUCCACCAACUCAAGGUCAUGGAGAGAAUUCUGUUGGAAGAAUGUUAUACGUUUCUUCAUAACACCUAAACUGAAAUCAAAACAGACUGGCUCACUACACCCUUGUUGGAGAGAAUGCGGUCUAUUGAGGGCGGACCACUCCCAUAUCUUUUGGACUUGCCCCGCAAUCGAAACUUACUGGGGAGAAAUAAGAUCUAACAUUGGAAAAAUAAUGGGAUUUGACAUAGAACAAACAUUCAUUUCUUUGUACAUGGGUGAAAUACCUGAUAACUUACACAAUAGAGAAAAGUACCUCUUGAAGGUCCUACUGGCAGCCAGUAAAAAGGCUAUCACUAGGAAAUGGCUACAAAAAGACCCUCCCACAGUGACACAAUGGAUAGACAUUGUAGAAGAAUGAUAUGAGGAUGAAGGUAUGAAGUGCACUGCAACUGCCAGAUCUUUUUUUGUUGUACUUAUAUUUGACUUUAUUUGUACUUUCUUUGUGUUCCUACAAUAAAAACUAGGUUGGAGUGGGGACUUCAGUCUCAGAGUGGAGUCUCAGAGUGGAAAAGCAGGCGGGUCACCAGGUGCACAGAGCCUGUUUCGGAUUACCAGGUGCACGUGGUUCCUGACAGCGGGAAAAUAGAUGUCUUAGUGUCCAGGAGGGGGCACUUAAAUGUGGGUGCUCCAGUUCGCCUGAUGGGCAAGGUUAUGGAGAUGGCUGAGCCCCGGCCAGGGCACGGUGAUGGGUGAUGCCCAGUGAGAGGGGUGUUGAACGGGUAGGGAGAGUAGGUGUGGAGGCCUGGAGGUCUGUAGUUCCAGGGAGUACGGUCUGUAGUUCCAGGGAGUAAGCUAUACACACUCAGGCCCAGGGAGAGGGCAGGAAGGGAGUAGAGGCCUGGAGUUCAGAUGGCAACGGGGGCCUGCCUGGAGGUCAGGAAGGCCCCAGGGGAAUGCCCAAGUGAAUAGGUGUGUGAGUGACACUGUCCUUUCUGGGGAGCAGAACAGGCAAUUACUGUAAAAACGUGUGAGAUGAAAAAUUGACAAACUAAGGUGUGCAAUAUAGUUGGUAGUCAGUGGACAUUCUGAACCUUGUUUGAGGUCAGUAGGUCACAUCAAAUCAAGUUGUAUUUAGACCCUACAGUGAAAUGCUUACUUACAAGCCCUUAACCAACACUGCAGUUUUAAGAAAAUCCCUAAAAAAGUAAGAGAAAGUAAUAACAAAUAAUUAAAGAGCAGCAGUAAAUAACAAAAAUGUGACCAAGGAGCUAUUGAAAUGAGAAAGUUUACAAAAUGUAUCUAAAAAUGUGUGAGGUGAGAAUGGACAAACUAAAUAGUGUGCGAUGUGUAGGCCCACUGAGUACGUUCUGAACCUUGUAUGAGGUCAGUAGUUCACAUGACCAAGGAGCUAUUGAAAUGUAAAAUGUAAAAAAUAUUUAUGUAAAAAUCACCUGAGAUGAAAAGGGACAAACAAAAGGGUCUGCCAUAUAGAAGGGACAUUCUGAACCUUGGUUGAGGUCAGUAGGUCACAUGACCAAGGAGCUAUUGAAAUUAGAAACAUUGAAAAUUAAUAUAAAACCGCAUGAGAUUAAAAUGGACAAACAAAAGUUUAAGUUUAAGUUAAGGCUACUCAGUGGAUAUUCUGAUAGCAGUUUGAGGGUUGUAGGUCACAUGACCAGAGAGCUAUUGAUAUUUUUUAAAUUGUAAAACCUCAUGAGAUGCAAAUUGACACAAAAGAGUGCAGUAGGCCCACUGAGUGUACAUUAUGAACCUUUUUUGAGGUGUUGGUCACAUGACCAAGGCACUAUUGAAUUUCAAACAUUUAAAUAAAUAAUUUUCAAAUAGUGUGAGAUGUAAACCAACAAAAAAGGUGUGUGCAAUGUGUGUCUAUGCCACCGGGUUAGCUAGAACCAGUUUUGAAAGUUUUAGGAGUAAUGGUUAAAGAUCUAUUGAAAUUUGAUUUGUCACUAUGUUGACGGUCCCUAACUGCUGUUGGUGGACAUAAGGAAAACUACAGGUGAAUAUCUGUGUAAUAUCCAACCUGAAACUGUCUUUACCUCUGUGUUGGAUGUCGGGGUGAUCUGGAAUGUAGAACUAGCUAACGUUACCAUGUUGCAUAUUUCAGAAACCUUGGCCUAAUGUUAGGUAAAUGCUAUUGAAUGUGUGGAGUGAGAGAAUUUAUAGGUAUGCCUCUAUCUUCUCUCUUUUCUAACUAGCUAAUGUUACUGAUCUUGAAAGUUGAUUAUGAUGGUCUUCAUACACAGUCCAUGUAUUGUGUUUCUCAAUAGUCUGACAUGGUUUCUUCUCUUCAUUUACUCUCUAUCAUCUGCACUGAUCUGAGAAGAUGGAUAGAUGUGAGAACAAUAGUGGAAUCGGAUGUCCUCCAAUUAAUUGGCUUCCCCCUUGCCACUUCUCUCAUAAUUAGAUGGAGAUAGCAAAGGAUACAAAUGAAAGGGAGACAGUGCCACACUGGUGAUGCUGAUUCUUUACUCAAGAUAUCACUCUGCGCUCUCCUUCUAUUCUGAUUCCCAUUCCUGAUCUCUCUGCACACACCUCUGUCUAUUCCGCACACUGUCUGUCUCUUUCUGUCCUCCCCCCUCUCUGUGGCCAUGUGUGAUAACGGUGAUCCCGAGGACAAGCCCCCUGCCCCCCCGGUCCGGAUGAGCAGCACCAUCUUCAGCACAGGCUCCAGCAAGGACCCACUCUCAGCCAAUCACAGCUCUAAGCCCCUGCCCUCGGUUCCAGAGGAGAGGAAACCCCGCAACAAGAUCAUCUCCAUUUUCUCAGGCGCAGAGAAAGGUGGUAGAAAGAAAGACCGGGACAAAGAAAGACCAGAGAUCUCUCCGCCUUCAGACUUUGAACACACCAUCCACGUUGGCUUUGAUGCUGUCACUGGGGAGUUCACUGGCAUGCCAGAGCAAUGGGCACGACUUCUCCAGACAUCAAACAUCACCAAGUCCGAGCAGAAGAAGAACCCACAGGCUGUUCUCGACGUGCUCAAAUUCUAUGACUCUACGGGCAACGGCCGCCAGAAAUACCUCAGUUUCUCCUCCUCUGAAAAGGAUGGUUUCCCCACAGGACCCCAGUCUCCGGUCAAAAAUGUCAUGGAACCCUCAUCGACCAAUAUCAAGGACAUUGAUGAUGAUGAUGAUGAAGCUCCCCCACCCAUUGUGGCACCACGUCCAGAAUACACUAAGAGUGUGUACACUCGCUCCGUCAUUGACCCCAUCCCCGCUCCAGCCACAUGCCCAGAUGGAGACUCGGCCUCCAAGGCUGUCGACAGACAGAAGAAGAAGGGAAAGAUGUCAGACGAGGAGAUCAUGGACAAACUGAGAACUAUAGUCAGCAUUGGAGAUCCCAAAAAGAAGUACACGAGAUAUGAAAAAAUUGGACAGGGGGCUUCGGGGACAGUGUACACAGCCAUUGAUGUCGCCACAGGACAAGAGGUGGCCAUUAAACAGAUCAACCUACAGAAGCAGCCCAAGAAGGAGCUGAUCAUAAAUGAAAUUAUGGUGAUGAAAGAGUUAAAGAACCCAAAUAUUGUCAACUUCGUAGACAGUUUCCUGGUGGGAGAGGAGCUCUAUGUGGUGAUGGAGUACUUGGCUGGUGGCUCGCUGACUGAUGUGGUGACAGAGACCUGCAUGGACGAGGCUCAGAUAGCUGCUGUCUGCAGAGAGUGUUUACAAGCACUGGAGUUCCUUCAUGCGAACCAGGUCAUCCAUCGUGACAUCAAGAGUGACAACGUGCUACUGGGGAUGGAUGGCUCUGUCAAGCUCACCGAUUUUGGUUUCUGCGCCCAGAUCACACCAGAGCAGAGCAAGCGCAGCACCAUGGUGGGCACGCCUUACUGGAUGGCACCUGAAGUGGUGACCCGGAAGGCCUACGGGCCAAAGGUUGAUAUCUGGUCCCUGGGCAUCAUGGCCAUUGAGAUGGUUGAGGGGGAGCCUCCAUACCUCAAUGAGAACCCGCUAAGAGCACUGUACCUGAUUGCUACCAAUGGCACUCCAGAGCUGCAGAACCCAGAAAAGCUGUCCCCCAUCUUCAGAGACUUCCUUAAUCACUGCCUAGAAAUGGAUGUGGAGAAGAGAGGCGGGGGAAAAGAGCUGCUGCAGCAUCCCUUCCUGAAGCUGGCAAAGCCCCUCUCCAGUCUUACACCUCUCAUCUUGGCUGCUAAGGAGGCCAUGAAAGGCAACCAUUAACCGAACAAAUAACCAUGCCUUCCCAUGCUGUGCCAGAUUUGAGGUUUUGUGCCAGACAAUAGACUGAGUGACAACCCAACUCUAUAUGCUCCAGCCUGAUAAGCCCUGACAAGCCUCACUGUGAAGAAGACCAAAAACAUCCAGAGCACAACCCAUCGCUGACCAUAUGAACUCUUUGAUUCUCACUCAAAAGUUUGAAGACAAGUCAAAUGAAAGUGCUUAUUUUCAGAACCAUGCUUAGUUAUUUUGUACAAGAAGAAAAAAAUUGGGGGCUAAAUUUUUAUUUAACAUGGAAUUAAGAUAUCUAGUUCUUACUUUUUGGAAGAAAUAUUAUUGCCUUAAACAAAUGCAAACAUUGUAUUGUUGAUUGUGUCAAAUUAUUUUCCCAUAAUUGUUUUUUUCUUUGUAAUUUUCCCAAUCCAGCUUGUUAGUGUCCUCUUAGGCAUUUUGAUACUUGAAUUUAAUUUGUGUCCCCACUGUGAUCACGUUAAGGGCCUCUCACUUAAUGAAACUGUUAUUCCCACCUGGUGCCACAUUUAAUCUUUGGUCUUUUCUCAUUUGUUAUAGGACAGACAUUUCAAAACAUUCCCAUUAUUACAGUGAAUAUGGUGAUAUGGAUGACGAUAUAGGGUUGCCUUAUUUGCCAGUGCUACCAUCAUUUCCCUCCUGUGUCAUUAGUCCCUUGGUAGUAGAUGUGCACCCUAAUGGGCAAAUUCAAUGGAAGAAUGACAGGGUUUAUUCUUGCUUGGGCCAACGUUCUUUGUUCUCAUAAAAAUGUUUGGCUUUAUUGUAUAUGUCAAAUUCUGUACUUUUUGUUUAUUUAGAACUGUAGCUUAAAAAUGAGCUUUUUCAUGUGUAUAUUGUGUACCUAACUAGACGGAAAACAUUGGAUAUCAGGCCGGGUAGCUUUUUUAUAGGCUAGAAAAGACCAUGUAUAUUUACUGUUUUAUUUUUUUCUAUUUGGAUUACUAACAAUCUGACAAUUGCCUGCAAAUUCAAAUAAAUGCAGCUGUUUGUCCUUAU
Molecule: messenger RNA, 7674 nt
Organism: Oncorhynchus kisutch (coho salmon)
Lineage: Eukaryota; Metazoa; Chordata; Actinopteri; Salmoniformes; Salmonidae
Product: serine/threonine-protein kinase PAK 2
Exons: 15
Coding region: 5062-6651 (529 amino acids)
Biological process (GO): protein phosphorylation
Molecular function (GO): protein serine/threonine kinase activity; ATP binding
Source: RefSeq, a predicted model, not a curated record